This is a messenger RNA of Sclerotinia sclerotiorum 1980 UF-70, 1530 nucleotides long. RefSeq lists its product as hypothetical. The coding region runs from base 1 to 1530 and encodes 509 amino acids. The record is from RefSeq and is a predicted model, not a curated record. Lineage: Eukaryota; Fungi; Ascomycota; Leotiomycetes; Helotiales; Sclerotiniaceae. Gene Ontology annotation, cellular component: intracellular membrane-bounded organelle; cytoplasm; membrane. The transcript is spliced from 3 exons. Gene Ontology annotation, biological process: sphingosine biosynthetic process.
AUGGCGACAUCUCCUACGCCCUCUAGCUCAAUUCCCCCAUCAGGUCAAAGUGCUGCAAGUGGUAGCGCUGGACAUUCCGACAUUGAGAAUACACUUUUUGUCAGUAAAGAUGUAUCAUUAACCUUAACUCCUGAGUCCUUAGUUAUCAAAGGAGCAGGUCCCCGUCGUUCUGUGACACUAGAUGCAUCCACCUCUUCGGAGCCCGUGGGCUCUUCAAAUUCACGUGCAAUACCUUUACAUCACAUUCUUUGGGCAGAAUUGAUUGAGAAAGAACUCAUCAUAAAUUACGCAAAGGAGCUUUCGAAGACUAUUCUUCAACCAGCAAUACUAAAGUAUGUUAUUGAAGAAGAACGAGAUCGAGUAGAAGCAUGGAUUUCUAGCCUUAAAGAUCGAGCAUAUGGUCAAUCCCAACAACAGAAACGAGCUAAAGUAUUAAUUAAUCCAAAGAGUGGAAAAGGGCAAUCGGAGAAGAUCUAUGCAAAAGAUGUUUCCCCAAUUCUCGAAGCUGCCCAUCUGAUAAUUGAUGUGACAGUAACCAAAGCCACAAAGGAAGCCAUUGAUAUCGUGGAAAAACUUGAUAUUGAAGCUUACGAUGUGAUAAUUUGUUGUUCUGGAGAUGGUCUUCCAUUUGAGGUUUUCAAUGGUCUUGGAAAACGUAAAGAUGCGAAGCGAGCUCUCUCGAAAAUGGCGAUUGCGCAUAUUCCUUGUGGGUCCGGAAAUGGGUUACAUUGCAGUCUUCAUGGUAAUAUUAGAUCUGCCAGUAUUGCAGCUCUUUCUAUAGUCAAAGGUAUUCGUACGCCAUUAGAUUUAAUCUCAGUCACGCAGGGUGAAGAAAGACAUUUAUCAUUCCUCUCCCAAGCCCUUGGUAUCGUGGCUGAAUUUGAUCUGGGAACAGAGCAUUUGCGAUGGAUGGGAGGAACAAGAUUUAUCUAUGGUUUUGUUUUGAAAUCUCUUCAAAAGAAAAUUUACCCUUGUGAUAUUGCUGUCAAGGUGGUUACAGAUGAUAAAGAAGAAAUCAAACGACGUUAUCAUGAAGCUAUGCAGCUUGGUGGUACACCAGAAGAAGUCUUACGAGGAAAUGAUUCAUUAGAGGGUGGCUUACCGGAAUUGAAGUAUGGAACUUCAACCGAUCCAUUACCUCAAGAUUGGAAAGUCGAACAACAUGAUAACAUGGGAAGUUUUUAUUGUGGUAAUAUGUCUUGGAUGGGCGCAGAUGUGGAUUAUUUUCCAGCUGCACUUCCAAGUGAUGGUUGUAUGGAUAUGGUCACCAUCGAUUAUUCUAAUCUCAGUCGACUCCAAGCAUUACAACUUUUUCCCGCUGUCGAAAGUGGUAAAUUUUUUGGCCUUCCAUAUGUCAACUACCGAAAAGUCGAAGCAUAUCGCAUCACUCCAAAGAAUCAACCCAAUGGUUAUAUAUCCAUUGACGGAGAGCGAGUACCAUUUGCACCAUUCCAAGCUGAAGUGCAUCGUGGUUUGGGCACGGUACUAUCAGUAUCAGGUUAUAAAUAUGAGACUCCAGGUCCUAAGUAA